UGCGCUUGAAUGGUGUUGUAACACUGAAUCAUCUCUAUACACACACACUACUUUCACAAAAUCAAAACCUAGUAAUCUUUAGUGGACUGCAUCCACGAUGAACUCGUUCAAAACAUGGCUUACACGGGGUUCACAGUUUAUCUGCUCGCACUGUAAAGAAUCACGGAAAGUGAAUUAUGCCUAUCCAUGUAUGCUGCAACAAAAGCGGAGACAUUCAGGUGAACCAGUUAAGAAAUCCUCCGUGUUGAAGCAGAUGCUGCUGUCAAAUCAGUUGGAGUUUCUAAUGGAGGCCCACAGUGGACUGAGUGCAAAGAUUGCUGAAGAUUCAGGAUUUAAAGCCAUCUGGGGUAGUGGCCUGUCAAUGUCGGCACAGCUGGGUGUGCGAGAUUGCAACGAGGCGUCAUGGACUCAGGUGUUGGAGGUUCUCGAGUUCAUGAAUGAUGCCUGUGAUAUUCCAAUCCUCAUGGAUGCCGACACUGGUUUUGGUAACUUCAACAAUGCCAGGAGACUGGUGAAGAAACUCGAGCAGAUUGGUAUAGCAGGUGCAUGCCUAGAAGACAAACUGUUUCCUAAAACUAAUUCCCUCCAUGACGGAAGAUCUCAACCACUUGCCGAUAUUAAAGAAUUCUCGCUGAAAAUUCAGGCCUGCAAAGACACUCUGAAGGAUCCUGAUUUUCUAGUAGUGGCGAGAGUGGAGGCCUUCAUAGCAGGCUGGGGACUUGAAGAGGCCAUGAAGAGAGCUGAGGCCUACCUUGAAGCAGGAGCUGAUGCCAUUCUUAUGCACAGCAAAAAAAGUGAUGCAUCUGAAAUUGAAGGAUUUGUGAAAGAAUGGAAAAAUCGGGGUCCAGUAAUUCUAGUGCCAACAACAUACUACAAGACACCAACUGAACGUUUCCGUGAAAUGAAUAUCUCCAUGGUGAUCUGGGCGAACCAUUCCAUCCGGGCGUCGGUGCUGGCCAUGAAGGCACUCACCAGGAGACUGUACAAGGAUCAGAAUAUACAAGGAGUUGAGGAUGACAAUCAGAUUGUUCCCGUUAAGGAAUUAUUCCGACUUCUGAAAGAAGCAGAGCUGAUUGAAGCUGAAAAUAAAUAUUUGCCUUGAUGACAGUGACCUUUGGGCUAUUUAUAACUGUUGAUUUUUAUAUUCAAUACAAACUUUGUAAGCAACAUAAUAUUUAUACAUAUGAAUGAAGUCUUACUAUUUUUAUUACUGGUAAUGUUGCAUGUGUUCAGAUUUAUUUGAAGUUUGUGAUGCUACAUUCACGCUUUUUAGCAUAAUAAUUAAUUUUUAAAACAUGUUUUUAAUUAAAUAAGUGCUUUCAAAUUAAACUUAUAGUAGAAUGACAUUGGCAACUUGCAUUAUGUGCUUGAGUGUUUUUUAAAAGAACAUUUGGUUGUUUGGCUAAAAAGAAAAAAGAAGACCAAUUGUAAUUUAUAAAUAAUUAUAGAUAAUGCCUUAGAAAGACUGUAGCAGAGUUUCAAACUCCUUGCUAAAAAGAACAUGGUCUUUGAAGAAUACCAACUUUUAUUUGCUGAACAGUAUAUAUUGAUGCUGACCUUGUUAAAAUGUUUGCUCAACUUUGGAUAGUUUUAUUACAAAUACUAUAUGAUGUUUUUACAUGUUAUGCUUACUUUGUGUCAGUCAUGAUUAUUAGACUCCCCUAUAUGUGAUCAUGUGGGAUAGAAGUCCCAGAGUCGAAAUUUCCACCACCGAGGGUGUUCUUUUGCUAUCCCAUGUGACUGCAUAUGAUGUAGUCUUUUUCUCCCAUCUAUUCGGUAAAUAAACUAUUAUUUUACAUGAACAAAUAAAGACGACUGAAAGAUAGCUGUUAUAAUGCAGGUUUUAACAACAAAAUAUCUAAAACCAUUGUCUGAUGACCUCCGAUCACCAACUCACAAACAUAUUUCAUCAUAUAUUACCAACAACGUCAUACUUCCCUUGUUAAACACAGUCACGUAAUAGUCCAUGAAAGAUAGAAAUAUCUUUGUCUUUCAUUGGAUAACUUUGUUUUGUAUACUGAAGGAUGAGACAAAAAAUGUUUAUUGCCAUACUAUGAAACCUGUUACAUCUAGCUAUACAAAUGUCAUAUAUCUUGAAUACAUGUGAUACAUCCAUAUUGAGUGUAUUACAUCUAGGUAUACAAAUGUCAUAUCUUGAAUACAUGUGAUACAUACAUAUUGAGUGUAUUACAUCUAGGUGUACUAAUGUCGUGUAUCUUGAAUACAUGUGAUACAUCCAUAUUGAGUGUAUUACAUCUAGGUAUACAAAUGUCAUAUAUCUUGAAUACAUGUGAUACAUCCAUAUUGAGUGUAUUACAUCUAGGUGUACUAAUGUCGUGUAUCUUGAAUACAUGUGAUACAUCCAUAUUGAGUGUAUUACAUCUAGGUAUACAAAUGUCAUAUAUCUUGAAUACAUGUGAUACAUCCAUAUUGAGUGUAUUACAUCUAGGUAUACAAAUGUCAUGUAUCUUGAAUACAUGUGAUACAUCCAUAUUGAGUGUAUUACAUCUAGGUGUACUAAUGUCGUGUAUCUUGAAUACAUGUGAUACAUCCAUAUUGAGUGUAUUACAUCUAGGUGUACUAAUGUCGUGUAUCUCCAUAUUGAGUGUAUUACAUAUUGUGUAUACAGGCCCUAAUCUUUCUGGCAUAAUUAGCGUUUUCUUCCCUGAAAGUCGACUCAAGUUGCCGAGUUAUUAGCAGUAGUGAGAAGUCAAAGUCGCCAUAAUAUUUUGGAUCAAAAAAACGAAAUCACACAACAGAUGUCAAGACCCAGACUUAUUUAGCAUCAUAGCUCACUUGUCACUUGGUUAGUCCCUGCUUUUUACUUUGGUACAAGACUGUACAUUAACACAUGUUGCACCGUUUGCUGUGACCAUUCGAGCGUUGUUAAUCCUCGGCCACAUUUAUUUCCGUAAUGCCAGAACAUACUAAUUGUUACUUUCAUUUUAACAUAACAGCACAUUAUCAACUACUUAAUACUAUGUUUUUAAUGAAACAUACAAUUGUUUUGUUUGAAUUGUAUGACCAGCAGUAGUAUUUUAUAUCGAAAAUAUGAUUAGAACCAAGUGUAUAAUUUGACAUUUUUCCGAAUGAAUGCAAAACAUCACAAAAAGUUAUCAAAUGUACUGAUAAAUAUUCACUUCGCCUAUUUUUAUCAAACUUCUCCCCUUUUUUCUGGGAAGGGAGAAGUCACUUCUCCUAAUUUUUUAAUUCUAAAUUUAAUUCUAAAUUAGGGCCUGGGUAUAUAUCGGAUACUGAAUAUAUUACACCCUGGAUAUGUACUGAGUGUAUUACAUCUUCAAUAUAUCAGUUUAGUAUAUGUUAAGUGUAUUACAUCAUGGAUAUAUAUAUAUUGUUUCAUUUAUUAUGCAACUACAUGUUUUUGCUGUUUCCUGUCCCAGAAAGAAAUACCUGUUUGUUAUAGAUCUAGUUAUGUAGAUGUAUUUAAUACUUUAUUCACCUGGUGCAUUCUUUGUACCACUUGCAUUCAGACAGGAACACAGGUCUCUGAGAAUUAAAAAUUAGCGUAUGUCAUUUAUGAGUUACCGGUGUGGUACAUAAAAUACUUAUUUUAGUUUUCAUACCCAUUAUGACCUAAUAAAUGAUUUCUUAAAUUUAGCUAAAGGCGAACAAAAAAUAAGUUAUAAUAGGGUUUCUUAUGUAGGAAAGAGUUUUUUGUAUGUGAAAAUUGAUCUGAAAACGGCUUUAUUAAUCUUAGAUGACUUAAUUGCAUCUCUGGUGCUUGUUUCUGUAAUAUUUAGCUGUAUAUUAAAGGUCAUGGUAUGUGCUAUCCUGUCUGUGGGAUGGUUCAUAUAAAUGAUCCCUAACUAAUAAUGAGUUUCCUCUCUAAGACCAUACAUUAAAAUUACCAAAUGUUUUACACCCAACAGACAAUGAUUAAUAAAUCAAUGUGCUCUAGUGGUGUUGUUAAACAAAACAAAUUUUAACUUUAACUAUAAUAGUUGUCAUAUAAUAAUAGGUAUCAACUAUAAACAUUUUUAUAUAGCAUGUAAAUUGAUGAAAUUUUAUUUUUAAAAAUUGGAUACAUGUAUUUCAAGAUGGCCCCCUAAAAUGAUGAUUACAAAAAUUAAGAGGUGUGGGACGUAGCCCAGUGGUAAACCGCUCACUUGAUGCAUGGUCAGUCUGGACUAUUUCUCGUUCCAGCCAUUGCACCACGACUGGUAUAUCAAAAGCUGUGGUAUG
Gigantopelta aegis is the source of this 4203-nucleotide messenger RNA. RefSeq names its product phosphoenolpyruvate phosphomutase-like. Gene Ontology annotation, molecular function: phosphoenolpyruvate mutase activity. NCBI's taxonomy places the organism in Eukaryota, Metazoa, Mollusca, Gastropoda, Neomphalida, Peltospiridae. The transcript is spliced from 9 exons. The record is from RefSeq and is a predicted model, not a curated record. Bases 98 to 1102 code for a protein of 334 amino acids.